Messenger RNA from Penicillium lagena, 351 nucleotides. RefSeq lists its product as uncharacterized. The record is from RefSeq and is a predicted model, not a curated record. The coding region runs from base 1 to 351 and encodes 116 amino acids. Lineage: Eukaryota; Fungi; Ascomycota; Eurotiomycetes; Eurotiales; Aspergillaceae. The transcript has 2 exons.
AUGGCUCCUCCCUUUACUAGCAUUAUCGUGCUGGCUGUUUGCAUUACAUUCUCGCCGCUAGCUAGCGCGGACCUUACUCGGUCUGCGGAAGUCAUGGCACCAGCUGCUACUUUUCAGGCCAAUGACAGCUGCAUGAAGAUCGCCAUCAUGCAUCCAGAUAUGGGCGGCCUCAACCAACUCUACGCGUGGAACCCGCAAAUCCAUCGUGGAUCUUGUGAGAAUCUGGGUGUCAAUGAGAUAGUCUGCAUUAAAAUGCAGCCUGCACCUCAAUGCCCGCCGACACCGACGAUGCAGGGUAUGCAGCAGUCAUCUACGUCUUCUGGUGGAUAUCCAGAAGCAUGGAAUAGGUAG